AGACAAAUCCAGCCUGGUCACACUAAUACCCCGGCAUUCUUGUUUUGAUUUUGUUUUUCGUCGUUUAUUUUGAUUUCUCGUAAGGAUGAAUCCCCCACCAUGCUGUACGCUUUAGUGGUGGUAGCGGAGCUUGUGGACCAGUUCCUGCUCCGGCCGGUAGCCAGCGUGAUCGAUGCAGUGGUCAACGGCGUAUACUAUUUCCUGUGGGGUAGCUACUUUGUCGGCUAUUGCUUGGUGGAGGGCAGCUCUUUGGUGUGGAAUUUGGUAAAAUGUACGUUCAGCGAUAUAAAUAAGCGGCUCGGCGACUUGCGUCUUAUCACGUUGGAAGUGACGGAUUACUUGUACGGCGGAACCAGAGGUGGCCUAAAGAGUGCCUGGGAUGUUGGCCAUAGCAUAGGACGUUUCUUCUGCAAUUUGCUCAUCGAAUUGGGCGAUUUUAUUCUAUGGGUUAUAUUGCUGCUGCCAAGGCUCAUAAUAUUCAUCGUGGACAGCCUCGUAGACUUUGUGAUUCACUCCAUUGUGGCCCGUGGCCUAAGUCUACUAAACAGCUUGUUCCGUCUCUCGAUUGGAUUAUCCCUGUUACUUAUUUUAUAUAUGUUUCGCCGCUACGUGUACCUGCUGCUCAUCUACCUACUCCAACGUGCCCGUCUCGAAAUUUCAAUGAAGACGCAAAGCGUUUACCUCUGGACUGAUCAGCAGUUGACGCGUUUUAGGAAGAAUAUAAGAAACGAUCAGGAAAACGCUGAAUCGCCCAAUCGCGGAGGAUGUGUGGUCUGCAUGGAACGCAACAGGAACAUUGUGAUCAUGCCCUGCCGGCAUCUCUGCCUCUGCAAGGAGUGCUCGCAGCAGUUUCGACUUCGUCUAGAGAGUCGCUGUCCUGUUUGUCGCAACGACAUUAUAUCAUAUUUGCCUGUCUACAUUUAAAGCUACGCAUUAUGGAACUUAAUUAGAAUAUAAUUUUGUAUAAGACUGCCAAUUGAAAUAUAUAAAUAUAUAUAUAAGAUAAAGUAAGGGAACCAAACGCAUUUGGUUUAAGUCAACCUAGAUAGAAAACUAACCUUAAAAUCCUUUAAAUAAGAAAAUAUAUUUACAAAGACACAAAAGAAAGGAACAUUCUAAUUGACAUAAAGCUUUAACAUUAAAAAAGGAAGAAUAUUUCAAAA
Molecule: messenger RNA, 1163 nt
Organism: Drosophila eugracilis
Lineage: Eukaryota; Metazoa; Arthropoda; Insecta; Diptera; Drosophilidae
Exons: 1
Coding region: 100-924 (274 amino acids)
Biological process (GO): protein ubiquitination
Cellular component (GO): cytoplasm
Molecular function (GO): ubiquitin protein ligase activity
Source: RefSeq, a predicted model, not a curated record